Messenger RNA from Quercus robur (English oak), 900 nucleotides. RefSeq lists its product as uncharacterized. The record is from RefSeq and is a predicted model, not a curated record. Bases 1 to 900 code for a protein of 299 amino acids. The transcript has a single exon. Lineage: Eukaryota; Viridiplantae; Streptophyta; Magnoliopsida; Fagales; Fagaceae.
AUGGACGAAGCUGAUGACAAGGUACAGCUGACGACCUUCAAAGUGGGACUGAGAUCCAAAGAUCUCGUGGCUUCCUUCACAAAGAAUCCUCCAAAGACGAUGGCAGAAAUGCUCCUGAAAGCACAGAAGUACAUGAAUGUUGAAGAUGCUUUAGCAACCAUAAAGGAUGUAGAGAAGCCAGGAGACAAGACAAAGAAGGAAGACGAGAGUAGGGGUCAAAAGAGGGAGCGCCCAAAUCAUCGGAACAAUGACAAGAACAGAAAAAAAGAUGAUAAAGGUCCUCGAACAGUAAGGUUUACUCCUUUGGUUAUGCCCGUUGACAAAAUUUUAACGCAGAUCAAGGACGAGCACUAUCUCAAAUGGCCAAGACCAUUACACUCAUCCCCUAACGUCCGUGAUAAGAACAAGUACUGCCGAUUCCACAAGGAUCACAGCCACAACACAGAAGAUUGUAGGGACCUAAAGGAGCAAAUAGAGGAGUUGAUACGGAAAGGAAAAUUACAGAGAUAUGUAAAGAAGGGGGAAUAUAGUAAGUUCAGAGACAGCAAUAAGAGCCAGCAUGAGUCCUCUUCCAAGAGUGACGAUCGCCCAUCCCAACCUCCACAGGAUGUGAUCGGGGAGAUAAAGACGAUUAUAGGAGGGCCCUUCUCAAGAGGGUCAUUUAAAUCCCUCAAGAAAGCAUACCAGAGGCAGGUGAAUAGCGUCCACAUGAUACCUCCGUUCAAGCAACAACGAACAGACCGGGACAUGUCCUUCAAUGAAAGGGACGCUAGGGGAGUGAAGCAGCCCCACAAUGACCCUUUGGUUAUAAUGCUGAAUAUAGAGGGAUUCAAUACCAAAAGGAUUCUUGUGGACAAUGGUAGCUCCACAGACAUCAUCUACCUCCCUGCCUUCCAAUAG